Molecule: messenger RNA, 5635 nt
Organism: Acinonyx jubatus (cheetah)
Lineage: Eukaryota; Metazoa; Chordata; Mammalia; Carnivora; Felidae
Gene: CSF3
Product: colony stimulating factor 3
Exons: 5
Coding region: 4183-4770 (195 amino acids)
Biological process (GO): immune response; positive regulation of myeloid cell differentiation; positive regulation of cell population proliferation
Cellular component (GO): extracellular region
Molecular function (GO): growth factor activity; cytokine activity
Source: RefSeq, a predicted model, not a curated record
UGUGUGUAUACACACACACAGACACACACACACCACAUCUUCUUUAUCCAUCCAUCCAUCCAUGGACAUUUGGGCUCUUUCCAUACUUUGACUAUUGUUGAUAGUGCUGCUAUAAACAUGGGGGUGCAUGUGUCCCUUCGAAACAGCACAUCUGUAUCCCUUGGAUAAAUACCUAGUAGUGCAAUUGCUGGGUCAUAGAGUAGUUCUAUUUUUAGUUUUCUGAGGAACCUCCAUACUGUUUUCCAGAGUGGCUGCACCAGCUUGCAUUCCCACUAACAAUGCGAAAGAGAUCCUCUUUCUCUGCAUCCUCGCCAACACCUGUUGUUGCCUGAGUUGUUAGUGUUAGCCAUUCUGACAGGUGUGAGGUGGUAUCUCAUUGUGGUUUCGAUUUGUAUGUCCCCAAGGAUGAGUGAUGUUGAGCAUUUUUUCAUGUGUCGGUGGCCAUCUGGAUGUCUUCUUUGGAGAAGUGUCUAUUCAUGUCUUUUGCCCAUUUCUUCACUGGAUUAUUUGUUUUUUGGUGUUGAGUUUGAUAAGUUCUUUGUAGAUUUUGGAUACUAACCCUUUAUCUGAUAUGUCGUUUGCAAAUAUCUUCUCCCAUUCUGUCGGUUGCCUUUUAGUUUUGCUGAUUGUUUCCUUUGCUGUGAAGAAACUUUUUAUUUUGAUGAGGUCCCAGUAGUUCAUUUUCGCUUUUGUUUCCCUUGCCUCCAGAAACGUGUUGAGUAAGAAGUUGCUGCAGCAUUUUUGUGUGUUUUUAAAUCUUUUAAAUGAUGUAUCACAUGAAUGUAACUUGCUCUUUUCACUCGCCAUUGGUUUUGAGAUCUAGUGGUGAUACCAUGCACAGCACUGUCCUAGGCACUGGGAAACAGCUAAAUAAAGCAAUUCAGCUUUAUUAAGAGCAAUAAAUUCCUUUCCUCACUGAGUUUUCAUUCCGUGAGGGGCUCGGGGGGAAGGAAGUCUAUGUGGUAUGGAUGGACCACGGUUUAUUUAGCCCUUCCCCUACUGGUGUGCACUGGUUUAAUAUUAACAGUGCCGCAGAGGACAUCACUGUGUGUCUCCUAGCACAUAGGCACUGUGCACAUGGUUUGCAACCUUUUCUCAAAGGGCCAGAUAGCACAUUUUUUAGGCUCGUGAGCCAUACAGUCUGUCACAACUAUUCACUUCUGCCCUUCAGAGCAGCUAUAAAUAAUAUGUAAAGAAAUUAUUCAAGAACACUGGAGUUUGAAUUUCAUAUGAUGUAUACAUGUUAUGAAAUAUUCUUUUGUUGCCCAUCCAUUUAAAAACGUAAAACCCCUUCUUGACACGAGGUGUACAUAAAUUGGCUCACAGGCCGAGUCUGCAACAAAUGAGUCACUCCACAGCCCUUAGAAAGAUGCUCCAAGUCCAGCACCAGAUGAAAACAGGAAGCAUGAGGGGAAGUUGCUGGCCAGUUCUGGCCAUUAAGAAACACCAGGGAAAGCCUUUGGAAGCUGGAAGGCUGAAUGACAGCUAAGGGUCUCCAGAGCCAGGCCCUUUGCCCCAAGAUCGUUUUGGUCCAGCUCAGCCUGUGCGUCAUGGCCAGUAACUAGCCCUGGCUCUCUACCUGGUCUUUAUUCUCCCAUGGGCAAGGCCGAAGUCUGGACUGAGCCAUUUUCCAAGAGGUACAGCUUAUCUGAACAGGAAGGUAGUGUAAUGGGAACAACAGGGAAGCCUGACUGCAAAUCCUGCCUGGCUCCACCGCCUGACCAGUUCUGUGAUCUUGGGCAAGACCCUUCACUUGUCUGAGGCUGUCCCUUGUCUAUAAUGAGAAUAAUCCACAUCCUUCCACUUGGUUUGUAGGAUGAAAUGACAAAAGUGUAAUGGAAGGUACCUGACAGAUAAGAGGUACCCAAUGAUUGCCAGCCAACAUUUGGAUUUUCUCCCUGUGGAAUGGAUGCCAGAACACUUCCUGGGAUGGGCCACUCACUUCCCCUGGAAGCCGCCCGCUCCAUCUUCUAACACUUGUGACCGCUAGUCACUUCUGUUGAUCUGGAAACUAGCCGGCUGUGGCUUUCACUCCCUGUCCCACGUCCAGCCCUUGAGACCAGGCAACAACCCCCUCCUUUGAUUCCCCAAUCAAAACAGCCUGUUUUCUUCAAAUUGUGAUCUUUGAGCCCUCUCACCAUUCUGGCCACCCAACCAAACACCCUACACACUUGGACUGUCGAUAAAGACAGGAGUCUGGGUCUAGAACUUCCUGGCCACAGGUGAGGAAGUCCAAACAUUGAUUAAGAGAUUUGAUGGUUGAGGCACUGGGUGGCUCAGUUGGUUAUGUGUUUGACUUCAGCUCAGGUCAUGAUCUCAGUUUGUGAGAUCAAGACCCACAUCAGGCUCCAGGCUGACAGUGUGGAGACUGCUUGGGAUUCUCUCUCUCUCCCUCUCUCUCUGCUCUACUCCUACACUUGCACGUGCUCUCUUGCUCUUGCUCUCGCUCUCACUCUCUCUCAGUAUAAGUAAGCUUUAAAGAAAAGAUUCCAUGGUUAAGAGUUUAAGACUGUGGCACAGGGCAGACCUUGGUUCUGCUACUUGGGUAGGUUACUUAACCUCUUCAAGGUCAUAUUCAUCUUCUGUAAAAGGGGAAAUGGUUCUAGUACCUUCCUCCUGGGCUUGUCGAAAGGAAUACACUCAAUAAUGUAUGGAGAGUGUGUGGCACAACAUCUGAAGCCAGCUGAGCCCUCUGGAGAUUCUUUGGGGGACGGUAAAGGGGCACGUUUUGCAAAUGAGUCUCCUGACCUCCACAGUUCUAAACCCACCCCUCUGCUCCCACAGAGCUGGGCAUACACCUGGUCUCAGUCAGUGCUUGGUUGCCAACUGCCUAGCCUGAGGUGGACAGGAGACCAGAGGCAGGAUGUGAACAGAUCGGCACGUGAAGUCCCUGCCAGCAGUGGCCACCAGGGGGCACCCCAGCCCCAGAGGUGGCCUCACCCAGGCAGACACACCUACUCCUCAUCCAAAGAAAUCCGUUCCUUGGCCUGAGGUGAGGUAAAUUGGGACAGAAAGUGACAGCCUUGGGUGUGGUCGGUCAGGCCCCAAGUCCUGUGGGAAACCCUCAAGCCUGAGGCAGAGGCCUAGACUGUGAGUCUGACUCUGCUAUCCAUGACCUUGGGCAAGGCACUUUCCUCUCUGGCGCCGGUUCACUGGGGUCAGAACAGACUCCAAGACUUGCCUGGCUCUAGGAUUUGAGGCUGGGGCAGCUUCUUCUUUCUCACUCCCAGCCUUUCUCCAGCUCAGGGCAGCACACACUCUGACUGGCAGUGAACCUGGCCUGGGAAGCCAUGUGUCACAGAUGCCCCCAAUUCCAAAGCGCUGGUGGACACCAUUGGAGGGAGGCAUAGUGCGGGAGGAGGAGGAAGGGCAGGGUCAGGUGAACCAAGAGACUCAGAGCCUCAAAGGUCUUGCUUCAUUUGGGACAGACAUCCGGUUUCCUCUGGUUUCUGCCAGGAUUCCGGGGGCUUAAAGGAAUGAGUCAUGGAGGGGGAUUGGGGGGUUCCCAGCUAACCAGUUUGCGACAGGAGCCUGAGAUGAUGCCCAUCAAAGUGUGGGGUGGAGAUGGGAGGCAAGACCCCAAUGUCCCUAUCUCAGGCCCCUGGCCCAUCAGGAGGGGACUCAGGAAGGCAGCCUCCUGGGAGUUUGGGGGGUAAAACUAGCUUCUUCCCUCCCAGAAUUUGGGGCCUAGGGAGCAGGUGGCUUGAGAAUCCCAAGGGAGAGUGCCAGGGGACUGCUCCAGCUGAUCCAGGGGAGGGAGGGAGGGGCUGCCCAGAGGCUGGCCUCUUCCCCAGUCAGUCUGACCAGCCUCCAGCCUCCAGGGCUUUUAUCAGUGGCUCGGCCUUUGUUCAGCGGUUCUGAUCAAACACCCUGGGGCAAUUCGGGCCUGGGUGGGGCUAAGGGGAGGAAGGGAGUUUGAAGGGGACUGGACGUCAAAGAAGGAUCAGAGAUUCCACAAUUUCACAAAACUUUCGCAAACAGCUUUUUGUCCCAGCCCCCCUGCAUUGUCCUGAACGCCAAAUUUGCAUAAAGUUAUUACUAAGCCUUAGUCGUAGCACCAGGUAAUUUCCUUCCAGGCCUCCAUGGGCUUACGUAUAAAGGCCCUCUGGAGCUGAUCCCUGCCAGAGCCCAGAGCCUGCAGACCCACCCAGACCUCCUGCUAAGCCUGCUGCCCAGAGCCCCAUGAAGCUGACCGCCCUGCAGCUGCUGCUGUGGCACAGCGCACUCUGGAUGGUGCAAGAAGCCACCCCCUUGGGCCCUACCAGCUCCCUGCCCCAGAGCUUCCUGCUCAAGUGCUUAGAACAAGUGAGGAAGGUCCAGGCUGAUGGCACAGCGCUGCAGGAGAGGCUGUGCGCCGCCCACAAGCUGUGCCACCCUGAGGAGCUGGUGCUGCUUGGGCACGCUCUGGGCAUCCCCCAGGCUCCCCUGAGCAGCUGCUCCAGCCAGGCCCUGCAGCUGAUGGGCUGCCUGCGUCAACUCCACAGUGGCCUCGUCCUCUACCAGGGCCUCCUGCAGGCCCUGGCAGGGAUAUCCCCCGAGUUAGCCCCCACCCUGGACAUGCUGCAGCUGGACAUCACCGACUUUGCUAUCAACAUCUGGCAGCAGAUGGAAGACGUGGGGAUGGCCCCUGCAGUGCCGCCCACCCAGGGCACCAUGCCAACCUUCACCUCGGCCUUCCAGCGCCGGGCAGGAGGCACCCUGGUUGCCUCCAACCUGCAGAGCUUCCUGGAGGUGGCAUACCGUGCUCUGCGCCACUUCACCAAGCCCUGAAAAAACCCUCCCCCACGAGUGUAUUUAUCUUUAUUUAAUAUUUAUGCUUAUUUAAACCUAGUAUUUAAAGACAAGAAAGAGCAGAAAGGAGCCCUGGACUCUUGGGUCCUUCCUGCCACCUCUGAGUUUCAUUCUCCUGCUUGUAGCAGGGAGAAAAUCUGUCCCCGGGACUGGGAGGCGGAUAGGUAAAUACCACGUAUUGAUUUCUAUGACUGCUCCCUGGCCUGGCUCUGUGGUGGGCACUGGGAAGAACCCCAGUGAACCCCUUAGCCCAAGGGUACCCACCUUGAGUCCCUCGGAAGCAUCAGGAAGUCUCCCAAGUGGGAGACAAGACAACCCUGUUUAAUAUUUAAACAGCAGUGUUCCCCUACCGGGUCCUCCCUCGCUCUGGCCUCACCGAAGUGGCUGGCGCAUGCCAGGUGGGCUAGGCCUUGCUUCUCACGUCCCCUUCCCUACACAGUAAAGCCCGCAGAGGCAGCCAGAGCCGGAAAGCUUGACCCUGGGGUCCCACGAAUUCGCUGGGGAAUCUAGUUUUCAAGAUGUUUUGGGGAAUAUUUUGACUUCCAGUAUGGGGAGCCCAGGCAUGGCUGACAUUUCUCAUCUUUCUGGAUGCCUCGUAGCGACAAUGACAGGCUUCUAAUGCCUGCCCCACCCUCACCAGGGUCAGGAUUCUGACUCAAGGGCCGGGCAGAUAGUCACUUACCGGCCUCGCUGGAGGGGGACUGGGAGUGCGGGGCCUGUGUGAUGGAGUGAGAGGAACGUUCAACUCUUCACCCUCCACCUCUGCCCCCACUUUCUCACUGUAGCCAAACUGUGAUAAUAAAGUGUUUUGUUUGUCUCCAGUAAACGUUCUUCCUCUUUCUUG